CCCCUUUAUUCUGAUAGUACAAUGUUGUCCCGCGUUCCAGCUCGUUCGUUAAGCACCGCUACACAAGCAAUUAAAAUUGCAGCCAGAGAUGCCCCAGGCAGCUUGACUUCUCUUUCUGUCGUUGUGAACAACGCUGGUUCCAAGACAGGUAAAUCUGGUGUCUCGCACUUAUUGUCGAAGUUCAACUUCUUGAACACCGGCUCCAAGUCGGCCUUGAGAUUUACCAGAGAAUCCGAGUUGUUGGGUGGUGUUUUCUCCACUUCCGUCACCAGAGAUGCCAUUGUGUUGAACACACAAUUUUUGAAGCAGGACUUGCCAUACUACGUUGAAGCCUUAGGAUCAGUUUUGACUAACACCUCCUUCAGACCCCACGAGUUCGUUGAAGUCGUGUUGCCAGCUGCUAAGGCCGAAUACGAAGCUGCUCAUGCUUCUAACGCCUUCACUGCUUUGGAAGCCUUGCACGAGUUGUCCUUCAGAAAGGGUUUGGGUAACCCCUUGUACUACGACGGAACCACCAAGGUCACUGUAGAAGACGUCGAGCAGUAUGCUGCCGAAGUAUACAAGCAGGCCAAUGUCGCCAUCUACGCCUCGGGCGCAAACUCUGAAGACUUGAAUAAGUUUGUGGGCGAAUCCUCUUUCGCAUACUUGGCAUCUGGCUCAACUCCAGCUGCCUCCGUAGAACUCUUUAAGGGUAAGGAAUCGAGAUUCAGAGCCGCUGGCCAUUCAGGUGCCUUCAUCGGUGUCCCAGUCAAGGCUGCUGAAUUUGGCAAGUACGAGACCUUGUCUGCUGCCGUUGGUUCAUCUCUCUUGCCAGGUGCUGCAUCUCCAUUGGCUAAUAUUCCAGGAGCAAGCUCCUUCUUAUACAAAUACCAAGACGCUGGUUUGUUCGUUGUUUCUGUCACGGGUGCUGCUGCCGACGUUGCCCUGGGCAUCAAGCAGGCUAAGAAGGCCCUCGACUCUGUCUCUGCUACCGACUUGUCCAACGCUACCAAGGCUGCCGAAUUAACCGUUGCAUUACAAUCGACUUUCGAAGCUCCUUUGGACUUCAAGGUCAGCGCUGCGGAUGCCAAGGUAGGUGAAUUCAACUACGUUGCUAUCGGUGAUGUCGACGUCUUACCAUACGCAAGUGACUUGUAAGUCUCCGAAGCUCCACACCCAGCUUCAAUCUAAUGAUACUUCUUCAUCAUGUGCAUAUCUUUCUUACCUAUUCUUCCAUAUUGAUAUCAUUCUAGAGGAAAAGAACAAUCACACUCAAAUUAAAAAGAAAGAAUCAGAUAUCGUACACUGGGACGCUUUUAGCCCAAGAGGUACAGUACCAGAAUAUACUAAUUACGUUAUAAUUUUCUCUUCUUUUUAUCUUUAUCUUAUAUAUAUUUAUACAUAUAUCUCUUUGAUAAAUUUAUCUUGUU
Scheffersomyces stipitis CBS 6054 is the source of this 1409-nucleotide messenger RNA. It is a transcript of the gene QCR2, whose product is annotated as ubiquinol--cytochrome-c reductase subunit 2. The transcript has a single exon. The record is from RefSeq and is a predicted model, not a curated record. Lineage: Eukaryota; Fungi; Ascomycota; Pichiomycetes; Serinales; Debaryomycetaceae. Gene Ontology annotation, molecular function: metal ion binding. Gene Ontology annotation, cellular component: mitochondrion. Bases 22 to 1137 code for a protein of 371 amino acids.